AAUCGGGGGAACAAUGUCAAUGCGUUGACAUUGAAGGUUAAAUGCCGGCAAUGGCAGUCAGUCGGCUGUGGAAUUUCCGUGCGCGCGCAACCAGCAUCCGUUCCUGUGAGCCAACAAACCAACCAACAACCAGCGGCCCCACAUCGUCAUGUCGCCACCACGUCACAUUUUGAAACUCAGCCUCGAGGAGCAGCGGCAGUUCAUCGAUUCCUUCGACCUGGUGAUCAGCGACUGCGAUGGCGUCGUCUGGCUGCUGGUCGGCUGGAUUCCCAACACCGGAGCCGCCGUCAAUGCCUUGAAAGCGGCCGGCAAGCAGAUCAAGUUCGUGUCGAACAACAGCUUCCGGUCCGAGGAGGGUUACAUGGAGAUGUUUCGGCACAUUGGCGCCAAGAACGUCCAGGAGGACGACAUCGUUCAUCCGGUGAAGACCAUUGUCAGGUACCUGAAGAAGCACAAGCCGGGCGAGCGGGUUUUCUCCCUCAUGUCCUUGGAAGCAAACGAAACGUUGCGUAAGCACAACAUCGAGUUUGAGUCGCUGCAAGUCAAGGAGCACCUGACGGCCGCGUCGCUGGUGGAUCACCUGGCCAUUGAGAAGCCCGUGGGAGCAGUGCUGUUCGACAUCCACCUGGACCUCUCGUACGUGGAGCUGGCGAAGGCCAUCAGGCACCUGCAGGAGAACGACGACUGCCAGUUGAUAGCCGGCGGCAGCGAUGUCAUCAUGCCACUGGCGGCGAACCUCAAUGUGGCCGGGUUCUUUGACUUCCUGGAGCACGUUAAGCGCUACACACAACGCGAGGCCACGUUCCUGGGCAAGCCGUCGCCCAUUUUGGGCGAGAUGUUUGGCGAAAUGUUCGAGAUUCGGGACUGCAAGCGCUGCAUCUUCAUCGGGGACACCCUGGUGCAGGAUGUGCAGUUCGGCAAGGCCUGCGGCUUCCAAUCCCUGCUGGUACUUAGCGGCUGUCUGACCAAGGAGGACAUGCUGAACGCCCCGGUGGAAGCCCAGCCGGACUACUAUGCUGAUAGCUUGGCGGACUUCACGCAGCUGCUUGAAAAUAUUCAGAAAUAGGUUAGGAAUCGCGUAUCGCAGGGAUAUUACGAGCAACGUGCUACCUGAAAUCAGCUAUUAACUGGAGAGAAAGUAGUGUGUUCCUAAAUCGGAAACCGAUCCACCGCAGUGUUAUAUGUUUUGUUAUUGCUUAUUCAAUAUAGCUAAUUGUAACCGUUGUUGAUUUGUAAAGUUUAUAAAUGUUUACUAUGAAACUGAUGAAUUUCAAUUAAUCCGAA
Molecule: messenger RNA, 1284 nt
Organism: Drosophila teissieri
Lineage: Eukaryota; Metazoa; Arthropoda; Insecta; Diptera; Drosophilidae
Product: glycerol-3-phosphate phosphatase
Exons: 2
Coding region: 149-1066 (305 amino acids)
Cellular component (GO): cytoplasm
Molecular function (GO): phosphatase activity
Source: RefSeq, a predicted model, not a curated record